Molecule: messenger RNA, 1334 nt
Organism: Malaya genurostris
Lineage: Eukaryota; Metazoa; Arthropoda; Insecta; Diptera; Culicidae
Product: protein disulfide-isomerase A4-like
Exons: 1
Coding region: 356-1270 (304 amino acids)
Biological process (GO): protein folding; response to endoplasmic reticulum stress
Cellular component (GO): endoplasmic reticulum
Molecular function (GO): protein disulfide isomerase activity
Source: RefSeq, a predicted model, not a curated record
GUGUUGAGUGAUAAAAAAAAGCUUUAAACCGAUGAAAAUUACUUUUGUUUGCUAUACCGAUGCUAUGCCAUAUCUAGACUUUUAUGCGAAAAUUUGCUCUAUAACUAAAUUUGAUAAUUCAGUUCACCUUUUCUCUUUCAAUUCCAAAAGAACAAGAGACAGAAUUGAUUUGGAAUUCAUCCGAAAUUCCACAUGACACCCUGAACGAUGUUUUUUUUCGCUCAUCAGAAUUUGAAUCCCAAAUCAUUCCGAACUGCACAUAUCAAAUGUGGUGAGGCUUCUAUGAUUACUAUAUAAUCAAAUCAUCGGAUCAUAGCAAACCGGUUAGGUAUCAUCACCCGCAUUCCUCGUCACAAUGAAGUCAAUUCUGGUGGUAGCAUUCGUCAUUUUUCAAACUGUUUAUUGUGCGAAUUUAUUUCCUUCGGAAAAUGGUGUUCUGGUUCUGGAUCCAACGAGCUUCGAUGCAGCUCUCCGGCAAUAUCCGGUGCUGUUGGUAGAAUUUUUUGCUCCCUGGUGCCGAUACUGUCAGGCACUCGCUCCGAAGUAUGCCAGUGCUGCUGGACAACUUGCCAGCAUGAACGCCACUGUCAAACUGGCAAAACUCGACGCCCAUCAGUAUUCUGAAUUUGCCAGCCGGUAUGGAGUUCAACGAUACCCAACUUUGAAGCUGUUUAAUCACGGAACUGUUUCCGAGUAUGGCGGCGAGCACGAACAGUCUCCAAUCGUCCAAUGGCUAAUGCAGUUUGAGCGGAAAAUCGGUGCAUCCCCGGUUGUGAAAAGUUCUCCAACUGACGUUUUUCCUCAUCUGUCACGGAGCAAGUUUAACGCUACCAUCGCAGUGAACCCGCUCAUUGUGGUGGAAUUUUACUCUCCCGCGUGUUCCCAUUGUCGGACUUUCGCACCAGUGUUUCUAGAAAUUGCCAAGGAACUUGCCACCAUCAAUCCGAACAUCAAAUUUGCGAAAGUAGACGGUACCCGAGAGGCAGCUUUGCUGACUGAGCAAAACGUUUCGUCGUAUCCGACUAUAAAAUUGUUCCUAAAUGGUCAUCCUUUGACAUACGAAGGUAGCAGAGACAAAGAGUCGAUCAUCAACUGGCUCCUCACCGCCUCCCGUACAGCGUCUUCAUUCGUGAAAAGAGAAGUUUCCUUCCAGCCUGAUGUCCGAGGUGAGCUGUUCCGUUCCGAGGGCAACGAUUCUCAGCAAGUGCUUCCGACCGUGCUAAAUCUUAUCCUGCUAAUGGCCGUUGCCUUCCUCCUGACUUGGACCUAAUUAGUCGGGCAACUUUUUAUCUCUCCAAUUUGGUACGACUAAUUAAACUUUAUCACUACUAUCA